Molecule: messenger RNA, 2174 nt
Organism: Oryzias latipes (Japanese medaka)
Lineage: Eukaryota; Metazoa; Chordata; Actinopteri; Beloniformes; Adrianichthyidae
Gene: chst1
Product: carbohydrate (keratan sulfate Gal-6) sulfotransferase 1
Biological process (GO): keratan sulfate proteoglycan metabolic process; N-acetylglucosamine metabolic process; carbohydrate metabolic process
Cellular component (GO): Golgi membrane
Molecular function (GO): keratan sulfotransferase activity; N-acetylglucosamine 6-O-sulfotransferase activity
Source: RefSeq, a predicted model, not a curated record
GGGCCGGGGGGUGGUCCAGACAGUCGGUCCUUGUGUCGCUGUACCUCACACGCUCAGCCUGUGAAGAGGAGCCGCUUUCCGCGCGCAGUCUCCCCGCCUGGCUGGUAAACAACAACGCUGCUGCUGCUGCUGCUGCUGCCGCUCCUCCGGCGUCGCUCCUCCGGCGUCGCUCCAUCACUCCGGCUCCUCCCGCUGAACUUCAACGAUGCCAGAUGGAAAACUGGAACCGUGCUGGACGCAUUCGUUCCCUACUAACUGAGGAAGCGUCUGAGGACUAAACGGGGAAGCAGCAGCAGCGGUCUGUGCUGCAUCAGAAACAAACCAACGAGCUGCAGAAGCCUGAAAUCCCUCUGUGACAUUGUCUGGUUUCAUUCUGGGGUUUCGAAGGAGGACCUGGAAAAGACGCAUGUGUCUAGAUGAAGUGGUUCAGCCAUGCAAUGUUCCUGGAAGUCAGUGAUUCUGCUGGCCUUAGCCUCCAUCGCCAUCCAGUACACAGCCAUUCGGACGCUCACCUCCAAGCCUUUCCAGCUCUGCCAACUGCCCAGCCCCCAGAACUGCGGUGUUGGGGCCCAGGAGACAGACCCAUCCUUUGAGCGAGGAACAGCUGGAGGGGGGGGCUGCGAUGACUACUCCUACUUUUCAGUAAACUCCACUCGUAAACUGCACAUACUAGUCUUAGCCACUACAAGAAGUGGAUCAUCCUUUGUUGGCCAGCUACUGAAUCAGCACCAGGAUAUAUUCUACCUGUUCGAACCCCUUUAUCAUGUUUAUGCCACAUUGGUCCCACGACAGUCAUACACUCGCAAUCCAGCAGAGCGGCGUGUGACUUUAGGUGCCAGUCGAGACCUUCUACGCAGCCUAUAUGGCUGCGACCUGUAUUUCUUGGAAAACUACAUCAAGCCCACUCCUUCAAACCACACCACAGACAAGCUGUUCCGUCGCGGGGCCAGCCGGGCGCUGUGUCAGCAACCUGUGUGCGAUGCCUUUGGUCCUGGUGAUCUAAACGUGGAGGAAGGAGAUUGUGUGAAGAAAUGUGCAACUCUUAACAUGACCCUAGCGACUGAAGCAUGCCAAGAGAAGCGGCACGUUGCCAUCAAAGUUGUUCGGGUACCAGAGAUUGGGGAUCUCAGAGCUCUGGUUGAAGAUCCUCGACUGAAUAUUAAAAUAAUUCAGCUAGUCAGAGACCCUCGUGGCAUCCUGUCAUCACGGAUUGAGACAUUCAGGGACCCAUAUCGUCUAUGGCGCAUUUGGAGGGCCACAGGGAGAAGGCCUUACAAUCUAGACCUGAAUCAGCUCACAGUUAUUUGUGAAGACUUUUCCAACUCUGUUUCCACUGGCUUGAGCCAUCCCCAUUGGCUUAAAGGGAAAUACAUGGUGGUUCGAUACGAGGAUUUGGCUCGAAAUCCACUUCUCAAGACACAGGAGAUGUAUGACUUCCUGGGAUUAUCUAUGGAUAAAAAUGUGAAACACUGGAUACGUACAAACACUCAAGGCAGCAAUGAGCCUUCAGCUAAACACAAGUUUGGAACCGUGAGGGACUCAGCAGCUAACGCAGAAAGUUGGCGUUUGAAACUAUCUUAUGACAUUGUAGAUUUCACGCAAACAGUUUGUCAGAAAGUACUUAAUCAAUUGGGUUAUAAGGCUGUGAAAUCAGUCGAGGAACUGAAAAACAUGUCCUUCUCGCUGGUACAGGAUAAAGCCUUUGUACCGUUUUUGUAACAAAGAUAGUUCUCUGAUGACUAUUUUUGAUAUAUUUAUAACUGUUGCCUUAUGAAGUCCUUGGUUCAUUUCAUUUCCAUGAUUUUGUUUGUCGAAGAUUUGCACUAAAGAUUUAGAAUGCAUCACAGAAAGCAGGGGUGAGUCCCUUUUGGAAACCAUAACCGCACAUUAUAAUGAAAAGAAGAAAUGAUAUCAUCCAUCUGUUGACAAAUGACACUAUUGUUUUGUUCCCGAUGAGUAGAUUCAAUUCCAAGCAGUUUGAUCAUUAAUCUUCUGUAUGCAAAACAGUGUCUCUGCAAAGUUUAAAAUAUGUCCCCUUAAAAACAGGACUCAGAAGGGAUUCCAAAAAACAGGGUUUUAUUUUGUUUUUUGUUUUUCCCUUUUAGAUCUGUGAUGGCAAAUUUGAACUGUACAAGAUCUUUUGUGCAAUAAAUGGUGAAUGUCGCAGUCAACCU